GAGGACUGCAGCAGGCGGGCCGCAAGCGCCGCUUCGAGACGGGGGCGACACCCGCACGUGAGCUGGCGCCCACCGCACCGCUCCUGCAUCGCCCUGCGUCGGGCUCGCCGGCCGACGGACCCACGGGUCACGAGGCGCCUCUGAUCCCGCACAUGGACCUCGCAGCUGCAGUGCUGCCCGGGCUGUGCCGGGCACUAGUCGGCAGUCGGCGGGGGGCAGCGAGUGCGGGGGCGACGACUCGGGAGGCGGGGAAUGGCGUCAGUGGCGCCGUCAAUGGAGGAGGAGAGUUCGGUCGCGGCGGUUCGUCUUCUUCUUCUUCUUCCCUUCCGCCGCCUCCCGAUCGUCAGGUGUUUUGGAAGCUGCUGGUGAUGAGCGGGGCACUGGAGGCGGAUGCGCGCUGCGUGAGUGGAUACCAGCUGGAGGCCGCUUCCUGGCUGCGCGCGCGCCUCUCCUGCGGCCGCACCGCCGGCCCCCGCCCCCACCGCCAGCCGCCAGCCGGGGAGCAGCUCACGCUGGCCGCCUUCCGCGCCGCCGCCGGGGGGACAACAUGGGGGGUCACGCUGUGCGUUCAAGACGUCAGCGCACAGCGCCUAGCGGAGACUGCUGCUGGUGCUGCCGCCGCCUCAUCCUCUGCGUCAGCGAUGGUGUCUGCUGCGGGCGGGUUGUUGGUGCUGGUGGAUGGGCGGGAGCUGGAGGCGGCGUUGGCGGGGGGGGCACCGCUGGAGGUGGCGGCGGCGGAGGCGGGUCAGGACCUGGUGGAGAGCUGGGAGCGUCUCCGUACAGUGCUCUCCCACCUCCCCCCCGCCCUACAACCCACCACCUCCUCCUCCGCCCCACCUCCACCUCCUCCUCUUCCCAUCCUGGUUCUCUCGCUGGCCGGCUCCGAGGCUGCGGAGGCCAUCAGCUCCCACCUGGCGGCCACAGCGGCAGCCGGCUGGCCGGAGGGGCUGGCGGCACGGGUGCUGGCGGGGGGAGGGGGAGCAGGAGGAGGAGUGUGUGUUGCCUCGCUGGCUGAGGCGCCGGAUGAGGUGCUGCAGCGGGCGCUGGGGUACCUGGCGGAGCAGGCGCCGGUGAUGGAGCAGGUGGUUGCAGUGGAUCUGGAGCAGCUGGCUCGCGGGGCGGUGGCGGAGGUGGUUUCGGAGCUGGACGCCCGCGGUUCCGGCCCCCCCGCCAACACCGCCGCCGCCACCCUGGCCGCCUUCAACCAGCUGGUGGGGGCGUUCGAGGCGGCACUGCGCGCCACCGCCGCCUCGCCCUCGGCGCGCUGGGGCCUGCCGGCUCCCGAGCUCUCCCCCUCCGACGCGGACGCCGCCCCCGCCUGCUGGUCCCCCGCCCGACUGGAGGCCGCAGCAGCCGCCCUAGCAGCCCUGCAGAUCAACCCCCCCGCACCCGCCACCUCCCCAUCAUCACCCUCUGCCGCACCCGCCACCUCCGCGCAGCACCUGCUGCCCGGCGGCUCCGCGCUGCUGCCCCAGCUGCUGGGCCACGUGGCCACAUGGGCGGCGGCGCUGGGGGGCAGCGCCAGACAUGCCUGGCUGCUGGCGUCGCUGGCGCCGCAUGGAGCGGCAGCAGCGGGAGCGGGAGGGGCAGCGGGAGGGGCCGGCGCCGCGCACCGCAGGAGGGCUGCUGCGGCUGCGGCUGCUGCUGCAUCACCUUCAUCACCACCACCUCAGCUGCUGCUGCCGGCUUCUCAGACGGCAGCGGAAAAGGUCCCCGCCGCUGCUGCCGCGACGCCGGCAGCCGCUCCCCAGCAUCGCCCCAGCUGGGCGGCUGUAGCUGCGGCAGCGCCGGCAGUAGCUUGGAACGGCAGCUCGAAUGGCUUCUCCCUGGCGCCGCCUCCGCCGCCGUCAAUCAUUCGUACGCCGGCGGCCGCCGCCACCCCCGCCGCCGCGACGCCGCUUACCUCCGCCAGCCCGCACCGCUAUUCCAUGCUGCUGGCGGAUGCGAUGGACACACCCGACCCAACUGCUGCCGCUGCUGGUGCUGCCGGUGGUGGCUACGGCUACUAUGCUGAUGCACUCCUGACGGGCGGCGUCAAGGGCGCCGCGGAUGGUUGCGCUGGGGUUUACACGGGGUUGGCGAAUGGCGGCGGCAGUGUGGGUGGGGAGGCGAGUGGGCAGCAGGAGGCAGCGGCGAGCCAGUCGAAGAGGCAUGCGCUGGAGGCACUGCAGAAACUGCGAGCUGCACUUCGAGAGCACUGACCGGCUGGCGGAGCUGCUGAGGCCUGACGAUUGUUCUAUAGCUGUUGCGACUGGGGAUUGCUGCUGGGGGGUUUGGGUGGGUAUUCUAGUUUUACGCGAAAUAGGGACGACGGAGGUGGAUGGGAGUUAAGUGCGUGGCCCGUGCGACCUGUGCUUCCUCAUACACUUGUGGUGUGGGUGCAUAUGGGUUGCGAGUGCGGCGUGGAACCUGUGAUGGAAGUGUUCAGGUUGCCCCGUAGCCAUGUUGCGUUGAUGCCGUGGCGGACUUGCACAGUGACAAUGCACGGUGGAUUACGGAAUCUGUACGGAAGCCGGAUUCGGGAGACAUCCCUUAAACUGUACGUAAUUAUUAGCCCACUUAGGUAACGUCCUUGUGUGCAAAUGAAGGCUUGUUAAGCUCACACGCCGCAUCCACACUUGCAUACCUCACGGCCCUCAAAUAGUAUAAACACAACUACAGUAUACUAUCUCUAGUCGCUAAGUGAUAAAUCAUUUGUAAGCACCGCUGCUUAAACUAGAGAAAUGAUCAUCUGUCUAGGACCCGUGUGUGUGCCUCUUCACUUGUUGCUCCCUUUCCUAGUCGGAAUGCUGCAUCAAUACGGCUACCUCAAGUGGUUUAAAACAGAAUGGGUAACACUGCGGUACUGGAGGAACAAAUGGAGCGGGAAGAAACCAGGCGAUGCUACACCGCAAGCGGAAAUGGCAACGACAGCAAGCGUCUCAGGGAGACCAUCGGCAGCGCAGGGUAUUCAGGUUACGGGAGCGUCCCCAACAUUACCGAACAACACGGGGCCAGCGCAGGACAGCAAGAAGGUCGAAUGAGCUUCGCUGGGGCCAUGACAUACGGAGAUGUAAAUAAAUUGCUACCAAGCCCCGUGCAGUCCUCCAUUCCUUCCCGACUGUA
Messenger RNA from Astrephomene gubernaculifera, 3105 nucleotides. NCBI's taxonomy places the organism in Eukaryota, Viridiplantae, Chlorophyta, Chlorophyceae, Chlamydomonadales, Astrephomenaceae. The record is from the annotation of a GenBank genome assembly.